This is a messenger RNA of Phlebotomus argentipes, 504 nucleotides long. RefSeq names its product neurogenic differentiation factor 2-like. The coding region runs from base 1 to 504 and encodes 167 amino acids. NCBI's taxonomy places the organism in Eukaryota, Metazoa, Arthropoda, Insecta, Diptera, Psychodidae. Gene Ontology annotation, molecular function: protein dimerization activity. The transcript is spliced from 2 exons. The record is from RefSeq and is a predicted model, not a curated record.
AUGGUCAAGGAGGAUCGGGAAGAGAGGAGUCUCAAGGCACGCGUCAGGAGGUCAAAAGCCAAUUUUCGUGAGAGAAAUCGCAUGUUCAGCCUCAAUCGCGCUCUCGACAAUCUACGCACAAAAGUACCCUUGAAUCCCACUCUGGCCACUGUGGAACUCGACCAGAAUCACAAUCAGAAACUGUCCAAGAUCGAAACACUUCGGCUGGCGUACAACUACAUCAGCGCCUUGGGACAGAGUCUGGCGUGGGGCCGAAAGCUUCACUAUGAGGAAUUGAUUUACAUUCUGUCCAGAGGAUUGAGUCAAACCACAGUGAAUCUCUUGCGAGCUCGCCUACGCUUUGACUUGGAAUACCAUUUGGCUCAGUGUCUCAUUGAAGACUCUGCAGAUGAGAAUUCCAUGAGAUUCUGGUGCUCCUGCCACUCCUGUGACACCUUCUCGGGCACCUCCAGUGACUCCAGAACGGAUUGGAUGGACUUCGAUGCCUUCGAGUUUCCCCUCUAA